AACGGUGAAAUAACGUACUCUUUGGUGCACGCUGAUCCAUCGUGUCCAGUUGCAGUGCGACCGCUCACAGGUGAAUUAGCAUUGAGUGCGAGUUUGGAUUAUGAAAAGAUAACCAGAUAUGAGUUGGUGAUCAAAGCACGAGACCAAGGCAUACCACCACGGUCGAGUAACAUAACCGUGGUUCUGAAUGUGAUCGACGUGAAUGAUAAUGCACCGCAGUUCGACAUGCAUCUGUACAUCGUUGAGGUGUCAGAGGAUGCUGCGUUAAUGACUGACAUCGUGACGAUGAGGGCAAAAGAUGCCGAUUCCGAACACAACGGGAAAAUCAGUUUUCGAAUUGCUGAUGAGAUACCGGAAUUCGGUAUCCAUUCGAAUUCGGGUAAUGUCUACGUGAAAAGUGUACUGGAUCGUGAGAAGGUCUCCGAGUAUCGCUUGGUGGUUAUCGCGUCUGAUAAUGGUCAACCACCGCUAUCAUCGAAUGCAACACUACAAAUAAACGUACUCGAUGUUAAUGACAAUUCACCGAAUUGCUCAUCCGUUGUGCCGUUGACCCUCAAUGACGACACUGCACCUAACGUAACGUUUGGCUCGAUCACUGCAACAGACUCUGAUCACGGUCCCAACGGCACAAUCACGUACCGUAUCCAAAACGAAGAUCCUUAUUUCACUGUCAAGUCGAGUGGUCAAGAUGCAGACAGGUUUCUGCAAGAAAGCUUUCCUCACUUGACCAUUUGUUUUCUGUCGGCUAUGCAAGCAUAUGCACAAGCAAAGUUUUGUUUUCUAGGUGAAGUGAUGCUUAAACGUAAAAUAUCGCAGUUUGUCGCUGGCAAAGAGUAUCGUUUGUCUGUGAUUGCAUCAGACAACGGUAAGGAUGCUAGAUCAGCGGUCUGUCAAAUAAGAAUCAAUUUCGAAAAAAUUCAGUCGAAGGUGAAAUUCGUCGAACCAAUUGAUAGGAUGAUAAGGUUGGAGUUCCAAAUAUCGCAUUUCUUCACCGUCAAAAAGGAUGCACUAUGGACAACAUCGAAAUUCGAUGAAAAUUUCUUCAAAAUGAGUCGACUACUGUCGUUGACGGCUUAUGAUUCGGAUGGUCGAAAGCGUCAGUUGAUUUUCACUAUUGCUCCGUUGGAGAGGAAGGCGUUGGAUUUCAACAACUCGACUGUAUUUUUAAGGCUAUCGAGGACUGUACCUGUUGGAACUAAACUCACAACAGUUGGGAAGCAAUCAGAUCAAGCAUUCUGGCGUCUUAUUAAUGAGACGGAUAUCGUUCAGUUGGAUGAAUUGACCUCAUCACUGUAUUCCACAUCGAAUUUCGCACUGCUCAAUUCAACUUCAUUCGUAUUGGGCGUGAAACGUGUAUCAGUGCCGGAUUAUUCACAGCAAAAUUUCAUGGUCUACUUCGAUAUUGAACAGCAAAAUUUACACAGACCUGUUUUUCGCGAUUGUCCUCUUCCUGUGACAAUUCAAGAAGAUGAACGAAUUGGAACACUUGUGACGAAAGUUGGUGCUAUUGAUGCGGAUUGGGGACUUGAUGGACAAGUUACAUAUCGAAUUAUUAAUUCAACAAAUUCACCGAUUUCGAUCGACGCAACCUCGGGAGAUGUUUACUUGACACGAUCUCUUGACUGGAGCAAGGAUCAUUCGAUGCUGGUUGUUGUGGAAGCGCAAGAUCAUGCAAGUGAAGUGCUCAAUCGAAAACGAUCCACGUGUGCGAUUUUCAUUGAGGUUAAGGAUGUCAAUAACAACACUCCCCAGUUUCUGAGUUCGACGAACAUUUCGGUGAGUGACGAGAUACCAUCCAAUGGAAUCAUUCAUUACGUCGUGGCAAAAGAUGAUGAUUACGCUGAAAAUGCUCUUAUCAACUAUACAAUCGUUGCGGGCAAUGACAACGAAACAUUCGAAAUCAAUUCAUUUACUGGUCAGUAUUNNNCAGGAGCAAUAUCAUUGCUUCAUCGUAUUCGAACAGCAAGAACGAUUCGAGUGCGCGCAACAGAUAACGGAAAACCGCCGAAAUAUGCUGAGCAGAGCAUAACUUUUCACAUGGCAUCAACCCAUCGCCAAUGGGAGUACUUCACGCAGUCGAACUACUUGUUUAGUGUUCCGAAAGAUGCUCCAGUCGGAACAUUCAUACAUGAUUUUUAUUCCAUCAGUACGUAUUAUUAUGCUGUGGCUUGGAUUGCUUAA
Anisakis simplex (herring worm) is the source of this 2181-nucleotide messenger RNA. Lineage: Eukaryota; Metazoa; Nematoda; Chromadorea; Rhabditida; Anisakidae. The record is from the annotation of a GenBank genome assembly.